UUCUUCUUCUCCUUCUCCUUCUCCUUCUCCUCCUCCUUCUGCGCGCCAUGGCUUCAACAGCUUCACCUCCUCAGGCCUCGUUCUCUCUCUUCGCGGGGCGAAGAAGGAGCACCGCCAGCACACGUAUUGCACGGGGCGCGCGCGUUCCGGGACGCCGCCGUCUGCGGGUUUUCGCGGCGCAGGGCCCCCGAGAGCGGCAGCAACCGCCGCCGGGGGUGGACACGAGGAUCCACUGGGAAAACGAGGACGAAGGAUGGAUCGGCGGCGACAGCUCGGGGUCGAAGGAGGGUGAGAAGCAGUUGGGUGCGGAGGAGGAGAAGCAGAGGAAUCUGCUAGGGGAGAAGUUCGCCGAUUUGCUCAACGAGUCCUCGGAUUCCCACUACCAGUUCCUAGGAAUUUCAGCCAGUGCUGAUCUGGAAGAAAUCAAAGCUGCUUACAGGAGGCUAUCGAAAGAGUACCAUCCGGACACGACUUCCCUUCCAUUAAAAACUGCAUCGGUCAAGUUCUUGAAAUUGAGGGAAGUUUACGAUGUGCUGAGCAACGACGAGAGCCGGAGAUUCUAUGACUGGACGCUCGCGCAGGAGGCCGCGAGCCGACAAGCGGAGAAAAUGAGGAUGAGGCUAGAGGAUCCUUACGAGCAGGAUUUACAGAACUACAAACCCGUGCCGGAUAUGGUCGACCGGCUUGGCGGGAGGAACCUGGAUUUGAGUGACCAGGCCAUGUCUGCUCUCACAUUCGAUGUGUUUAUCAUCAUCUUUGCAAUAUGCAGCAUCAUUUAUGUUGUAUACUUUAAGGAACCGUAUUAUUAGGUGGUUCUUGAAAAGUUUUAUGUACAUUACAGCAACUCUCGCUAUUUUGAUCAUUCUAUAAAUAGCAUGACCGAACUCCUCUCAAUCAAA
This is a messenger RNA of Syzygium oleosum, 899 nucleotides long. RefSeq names its product NAD(P)H-quinone oxidoreductase subunit T, chloroplastic. Lineage: Eukaryota; Viridiplantae; Streptophyta; Magnoliopsida; Myrtales; Myrtaceae. Bases 48 to 809 code for a protein of 253 amino acids. The transcript has 2 exons. The record is from RefSeq and is a predicted model, not a curated record.